GACGCGCGGUGUCAAAGCAUCCCUAACUGUACUUCGGAACUGUUUAAUAGCACAGUGACGGGUUCACUUGAAUUUGCGUUAACUCCGGCACUUUCGUAAAGCAUUCAGUGGAUCCGUGAAACGUGGCUUUGCAGUUAAAAUAGCUAUUUAAAAAGCAUCUGCCGUUGAUCAGGUCAGGACUAUGAUGUUAGCAAUCCAUAGACUAUCAACUGGACAAUUCAAGCCGAUUGUAUAGAAUGGCCGCCUUGUUCUCUCACGCUCUUGGGGUGCUGUCAAGAUUACUUUUCGCCCUGCGAUCGGUUUGCUCCCUUCGUCGGCUAGUUAUUUUGCUACCUGCUGGGAAAGCUGCUCCUCGGUUAGACAUACAGUGGUCUAAUGGACGCAUCGGUGGUCUUUGUCAACUUCACUCAGCCGAUGCGCCAUCCGCAACAGAUGAGGCAUACACGACCACCACAUGUGUUACGGAUUUCGAUGGGGAAGGCCCAUACGACCUCGAACGACAGUUCAGUUCCAGCCUCAAAUGCUGUCCCUUACCAUCCGACGAACGCACAGAUAGGAGAACUCAUUGUGAAGAGCAUCACUCAGACAGAGGGUUAGUCGAUGCAUACUCGAAAGUGCGCGCACCCAGUCGUCGGGCGCACGCUCGUAGCUCAUCAAAUGGCUGUGUUCACCGUUCUGCGUGUCCCACAACAACGGGUUUUACAACUACUGUCACUGUCCCUCAAACAGUUUCUACUCAAAGGAAACGCAGUAGACAUCUUACUCGUGGUCAGCGUGCGAAGAAGUCCCAUGGAUGCACUCAACCGUCUGUUCGGUCCUUUGCGGGGUUAUCCAAAGAGUCUCACAAAGCUCCUUACUUGCAAUCUUCCAAACUGCACUCGGUUUAUUCUGGCCGGAUACCCGAAAGUGAACGAUCCAGCUCAGAGGAUACAGACGCUACAAUGGAUCCUCAUAGUUCCCACCGCUUGUGCGAUGCCAAGCGGAUCAAUCAACUUGAAAUGGAAAUGUUUCAGCUUCGCUCUCAAUUGGCUCGCCUACUUUUGGCCCAGGAAGGCAAACGAUUGUUAGCCACUUCAAGUGAGGAGUUCGAUCAACGUCUAGAAGGUGACGGCGAAAGUGAUGCGGGACCGGUGGACGUACGCGAUGCCGAGUUAUCCCACCCAACUGUGACUGUUGCCUCCGAAACUUCGGAGACAGCCCCAUUACCGAUCGCCACUCCGUCCUCGUCUCUACCACCGCCACCGCCGCCGCCGCCACCACCACCACCACCCUCACCCGCAGCUCAGUUCGACUGGCGCGCACAGUUGAUUGCAGCCAGAAAGAAGAAGGAUGGGACUGACUCGGUGACUUCAACUCAAGGAGCACGAAUCCCACAGAAAGCAGCCGACAUGGGUCAGGUCCUUCGGGAACUCCAGUCUGGAGCUAUAAAGUUGCGUGCUAUACCACGAUCACCUGGUGGAACUCCUGUUCGCUCUCACCCAUCACCGAAAAGCAAUGACACCGACCCCUGCUUCAUUAUCGCUCGGGCCCUGAAGAACAAGUUUGGUGGUGCCCGUGCUGUACUUAACUCAUCUAGUAGCGGUUGCGAGAAUACUCAAGGGAGUUCUUUUUGUGAGUCACCGCAAGCCGCUGAAGUGAAGCCUGCCACAGCGAAUCGAGUGGAUAGCAUUGCGCCAUUCGGGAAACACCUCCUACGACCAGUCGUGAGAACUAAUCGCGAGGCUGUUUGAUUAGUCGAAUUUCAUACCGAAGGAAACUUUGAUUUCAUUGGUUUUCACCUUGAAGCUUUUCUUUCCUGAUCAUAUUUGAUGGGAAUCAGUAGCGACGCUGGUUCUCUCUCAGCCCCUCCCCCACCAAUGUAUCUAAUCUAGAUUCAUUGACGAAUAGGUUAUAAACUUUGAACUCAUUGUAAACCUCAUUCACCAUCUCCUCAUUUCAAACUCCCAUAUACAAUAUGGCUGCGAAGUUUGCAUCUGCUUUCUGAAACUUGCACUGCAUGUAGUGACAGUGGCUCGGCCUGGUUAACCAGCUAUGAUUCGGGCACCGAAUCGUAAUGAAUAC
Dicrocoelium dendriticum is the source of this 2061-nucleotide messenger RNA. Lineage: Eukaryota; Metazoa; Platyhelminthes; Trematoda; Plagiorchiida; Dicrocoeliidae. The record is from the annotation of a GenBank genome assembly.